Messenger RNA from Babjeviella inositovora NRRL Y-12698, 661 nucleotides. RefSeq lists its product as uncharacterized. The transcript has a single exon. The coding region runs from base 420 to 614 and encodes 64 amino acids. NCBI's taxonomy places the organism in Eukaryota, Fungi, Ascomycota, Pichiomycetes, Serinales. The record is from RefSeq and is a predicted model, not a curated record.
AUUGAAUCUGACAAUGUUGGACGGCUAGAGUUAAGGGAAUUUAAUUUCGGGUUUCUUGAUUUUAUUUCAAGUCCGGCUAAAUGUGUCUGACAACGAUUCAUCUAACGCUAUGAGUUACGCCAGAUCCUCUUUGAUACAGUUUUAAAGGGAUGUGCUGGAUGCGAUAAAAUUCAUACAGUGGGGUUUGGAAUAAGGGAAUUCCAAGUUUUGGAGGUUUAUUUAAAUUUCAGCGAUGCCAGUGUUCCAUUGCCUGUUGGUACACUAACAGGAAAUUGAAGUAAACACCCGAGACUACCAUCGGACUACGAAACAGCUAUUAUUGGACUUAAUUUCACCAAAACAAAAGCAAGGAUUAUCAAUUUAGGCUAAGAAAAGCUAUCUUUCGGGUGAGUGAAAAAAAUAACGGAAUAGUUACUUCAAUGUCACAAAGUGGCUCUACUACAUUUACGUUGAAGAUUAUUGGUGGAAGCUAUAAUUACAUUAUAUACAGGGCACCUACCUCUCUGGUUUACCCCAGGGUCCACGCAGGCCGCUUCAUAUUCACAAAAAUCCAUAUUUCGAGGUCGAGGUGGCCAAGUUGGGAUAAACUAAUCUUAGAUAGUACAGGAUUUUAAGGAUUGAAGAUUAAAUUAGAAGAUAUGGCAGUAUAAUUAUUUCUGUA